GCGGCUUUGGGUGUCAGGGAGGGCUGAGUCAUCUUUCCUUAUCUUUGCUAUUUUACUUGGAUGCCUUGUUCUAAAGAUAUAGACCAAGCCCUAUGCACACAGAACCCUGUGCGGUCCAAGUACUAUUGAUGCUAGAAGGCAUCUGCAUCUUUAUUUCCGUUGUCUCUCUGGAGCUCUAAUGACAGCAUAAUGUUGAUUUUCAACUGAGUAUUUGCGGGGUAAGGGAGUGAUGAAAGGAUCUCUUCAAGUCCACCGAGGAGUACUUGUGGUGUUGUAGGUUGAUGAAAGACAUUUGGGAAGCAUGGAAUGGUAGAUCUGAAGGGUCCUUUGUAAUCAAAAGAAAACUAAUUAUUCCAUCAAUGUUCUUAUAUUCACCAAUGGCCAUGCUUGUAAGGUAUGGGAAAGCUUGACAAGUGGCCUAAAUUGGCCUAGUUGGACACAAUACAUACGUGGUUGGAGUCAGUGAAUUAUUCAGGGACUUACUUAUCCAGAAAGUCAUAUUAAGCCAAAGAGGGUCACUGUGAAAAGUCGGGUGCUCACAGAGUACUUGGAAUUAAUAAAAUAUAAUCCUUGCUGGUUGCAGAUCCCUGGGACCCCUAGAGAUAACAAGACCGACAUGUGAGAGACAUGUAGAGGAUAGGGUACAUUAAGGCGAUAGGUUGGCAGACAAAAAACUGUAAACCUGAAAUUCAGGAAAAUCUCAGGGAUGGUCCCUGAUGGCCGCAGGUGGGUUUUUGGGCUUAUUUGUGUCUCCCCAGAGUGUGCGCAGCUGAGCCAAGCGAGGCACCGCGCGCAAUGGCCGACCGGCAGGCAGGCCCAGGGGCCGGGGACUGGGAGAUUGACGUGGAGAGCCUGGAGAUGGAGGAGGACUGCUGCGGGGCACCGCCAACAACGCCGCCGGGGCCCAGCCCGUCACCCGCGGACGGGGAUGGCGAGGACGAUGAGGAAGAUGAUGAGGAGGACGACGACGCGGAAGAAGAGGGCGACGGCGAGGAGGCAGGGGCGUCCCCGGGGGUGCCGGGCCAGUCGGAACUGCACCGAGGACUGCUGCCCCGGCCGCCCCCGGCGCCUCAGGCCCUUCCAGUCCCUGCCAGGGCAGUAGAACGCGGCGCGAACGCGGGCGGCAGUGUGGAACCGCGUAAGCUGAGCCGCACGCCCAAGUGCGCGCGCUGCCGAAACCACGGCGUGGUGUCCUGUCUCAAGGGCCACAAGCGAUUCUGCCGCUGGCGAGAUUGCCAGUGCGCCAACUGCCUGCUGGUGGUGGAGCGCCAGCGCGUCAUGGCCGCCCAGGUGGCGCUCCGGAGGCAGCAGGCCACUGAGGACAAGAAGGGGCUUUCCGGGAAACAGAAUAAUUUUGAACGCAAAGCAGUGUACCAGAGGCAAGUUAGGGCACCUAGUUUGCUGGCCAAAAGCAUUUUAGAAGGCUAUCGUCCCAUAACAGCGGAGACCUACCUAGGAGGCACCCUACCUCUACCUCCCCCAGUUAGUGACAGGAUGAGGAAAAGAAGGGCCUUUGCUGACAAAGAGUUGGAGAACAUUAUGCUGGAGAGAGAAUAUAAAGAGAGGGAGAUGCUGGAAACUUCCCAAGCUGCUGCCUUGUUCCUGCCCAACCGCAUGGUGCCUGGACCUGAAUACAACUCCUACAAAAGUGCCUACAGCCCCACCCCAGGGGAACCGCCCAACAAGGACUUCUGCAAUUUUUUGCCCACCUGCCUUGAUCUCACCAUGCAGUAUUCAGGGUCUGGGAAUAUGGAACUAAUUUCUUCUAAUGUCAGUGUGGCCACGACAUAUAGACAGUACCCCCUGUCCUCCCGAUUUUUAGUUUGGCCCAAGUGUGGCCCCAUUAGUGACACUCUCCUCUACCAGCAAUGCCUGCUAAAUGCUACCACCUCAGUUCAAGCCCUGAAACCUGGGGCCAGCUGGGACCUGAAGGGAGCACUGGUUCAGGAUGGACUCAGUGCAGAACACGACAUGAUGCCACCCAAACUGGAGGGUUCCCUUGUGCUGCCACACACGCCCGAGGUCCAGACCUCUAGAAGUGACCUUCAGGGUCACCAGGUUGUCCCAGAGAGGUCUGCCUUCUCCCCACCCCAACGGAAUUUCUCUCCCAUUGUUGAUGUGGACUCCCUGGCAGCUCAAGGGCACGUCUUAACCAAGAUCAGCAAAGAAAACAGCAGGCACCCUCUGCCACUUAAACAUAAUCCAUUCCAUUCAUUAUUCCAGCAAACGCUUAAUGACAAAUCAGGUCCUGAGUUGAAAACACCAUUUGUCAAAGAGGCCUUUGAAGAGACCCCAAAGAAACACAGAGAAUGUUUGGUCAAGGAGAGCCAGAAGUACACAUUGACAAUAGAUAGGUGUGCAAAGGACCUUUUUGUAGCCAAACAGGUUGGAACAAAACUCUCAGUGAAUGAACCGCUGUCAUUUUCUGUUGAGUCUAUUCUCAAGAGGCCUUCGUCUGCCAUCACUCAUGUGUCUCAGUGAAAGGCUGCUUAAGUGGAAAGCUGGAUUUUCUGCAAUCUCAGUCCUUGCCAUGUACUUUUUUUUUUAAAGUUAAAAUGUUUGUGUAAAGAAAUUUCUAAUGUAAGUGAUGAUGAUUUCUAAAAAUUCUAUAUAUUCAUAUGCAUGUACCUUUUCUUAACACAUAAAUAUAUUUAAACUUAAAGAUGGACAUUGCUUAAUGUGCAAAUUGUAAAGUUCUGUGCUUUACACAGCAUUUCAUAAAGCAAUAAAAUUGACACUAUCUUUUAAAAGACCC
Messenger RNA from Ictidomys tridecemlineatus (thirteen-lined ground squirrel), 2755 nucleotides. The record is from RefSeq and is a predicted model, not a curated record. NCBI's taxonomy places the organism in Eukaryota, Metazoa, Chordata, Mammalia, Rodentia, Sciuridae.